Meloidogyne enterolobii is the source of this 948-nucleotide messenger RNA. NCBI's taxonomy places the organism in Eukaryota, Metazoa, Nematoda, Chromadorea, Rhabditida, Meloidogynidae. The record is from the annotation of a GenBank genome assembly.
AUGGAUUCUCUACAUAAAGGAUGGUUUACAGAAUUUUCUCCAGAUGAUGCUGAUCGUAUUGCUGGCUCUGAUGGUGGUACUAAAAUGAUGCAUUUGGACGGGCAGGAGAUGUCUGGUGCUUGGACUGGGCAGGCAUUCUCUUUGGAUAUUGACAAAGUUUUGUUUCAUCAAAAAUCAAAAUAUCAGGACGUUCUGGUUUUGAAAAGCAAAACUUUUGGAAACGUUCUCGUCCUCGACGGAGUUAUACAAACAACAGAUCGAGAUGAAUUUGCUUAUCAGGAAAUGCUUGCACAUUUACCAAUGUUUUCCCAUCCAAAUCCAAAAAACGUUUUAAUUAUUGGUGGGGGAGAUGGAGGUAUUUUACGUGAGGUUCUCAAACAUGCAAGUGUUGAACAUGUAGUUAUGUGUGAAAUUGAUGAAAUGGUUGUCAAUGUAGCAAAAGAAUAUCUUCACGGUCUUUCCUCCUCUUUUAAUUCUCCAAAAUUGGAGUUACAUAUUGGCGAUGGUUUUGAAUUUUUACGGCAACGCAAAAAUCAAUUUGAUGUUAUUAUUACUGAUUCUUCAGAUCCUAUAGGCCCAGCAGAAAGUUUGUUUGGAAGUGCUUAUUACGAGCUUGUAUUUGAUGCUCUACGUGAUGAUGGUGUUCUCUCCAGUCAAGCAGAAAGUAUUUGGCUUCAUUUACCCUUAAUUACCAAACUUGUUGAAUGUGUACAGAAAAUAUUCCCAUCUGUAGCAUAUGCUUCUUCUAGUGUUCCAACAUAUCCGUCUGGUUGUAUUGGUUAUUUAAUUGCUGGAAAACAGAAAAAAGAUUUGCGUAUUCCUCAACGUUCACUUAACAACGAGCAAUGUAAAGCUAUGGGUUUACAAUUUUAUAACAGUCAAAUGCAUAGUGCCUCAUUUGUUUUGCCAAAUUUUGCUGCUUCAGUGCUUCCACCAACAAAAAUGUAA